UGAGUUCUCUAACCCAAGAGGGUGUGAUAAAAGUCCUCAGGGCUGCAAGACAAUCUGCAGUUUUCAAGAGGGCUCUGCAGAAGCACGGAAACAGAUUUUUUGAAACGCUUGUCAAGCAAAGGGUUAUUAUUGGAAGGGAACUGUUUCUUGACUUUUUUUUUUAAAGAGAGAAACAUUUGUCUGUCAGAAAUUUGCAGAACUUGAAUAAAUCUUUCCUCACACAGGAAAGGGUUAUUUCUUAUUUCUGCUAAGUAUCUAUUCUGGUUUUUAGAAUGUGCCUGGGCUAAAGAAUAAAGCUUUCUUCAUCACCUGUUAAAAGUUGGCUAAUCGUUAUUGCAGACUUCUUUGACCCAGGACUGCCUUAUCUUAUGUUCCUGAAAACUCUGGCAUUCUGAAUCCAUGAAACUGGAGAGCUUCUUCAUGUAAUAAACAUUUCUGUUUCUAGGAGACCGCAUGAUGACCACUACUACAGAUAUUCCAGAUGAGGAAGUGGAAACCACAACGUUCGACUACGAGGAUGAGCACGCACCAUGUGCAAACAACUCUGCAGAACAAUUUGGUUCCCAAUUCUUGCCACCUUUUUACUCUUUGGUGUUCAUAUUUGGUCUGCUGGGCAAUGCACUAGUUGUGAUGGUCCUUGUGAGAUACAAAAAAAUCAAGAGCAUGACUGAUGUCUACUUGAUAAAUUUAGCAAUUUCAGAUUUGCUCUUCAUUUUCUCACUCCCAUUUUGGGCAUAUAAUGCAGCAGACCAGUGGGUAUUUGGCACAGGAAUGUGCAAGUUUCUCUCUGGAAUCUAUCUUGCAGGUUUCUAUAGUGGAAGCUUUUUUAUAAUCCUUUUAACCAUCGACAGGUACUUGGCCAUAGUCCAUGCAGUGUUUGCAUUAAAAGCCAGGACAGUUCCUUAUGGUAUCCUCACAAGUGCCAUCAUGUGGGUCGUGGCACUUUCUGCCUCUGUGCCAGAGCUGAUAUUUAACAUAUGUAAAAUGGAAGGCAGCCAGUUGAAAUGCACAUCUCAGUAUCCACUUAACACACAAUUGAACUGGAAACAGUUUACUACCUUGAAAACCAACCUCAUUGGCCUGGUCUUACCAAUAAUUGUUAUGACUUUCUGCUACACAAAAAUCAUAAUGAACCUGGUGAGAUGCAGGAAUGUGAAAAAGAACAAAGCCAUCAGGCUUAUUUUUAUCAUCAUGGUUGUUUAUUUCCUCUUCUGGGCUCCAUACAAUAUUGCUCUUCUGCUCCAUACAUUCUCAACUUCAUUUUCUCUUAACAAUUGUGACAGCAACAGUAAGUUGGUUAUAACAAUACAAUUUACCGAAGCAAUUGCAAUGUCCCAUUGUUGCAUCAACCCUGUGAUCUAUGCCUUCGCUGGUGAGAAGUUCAGAAAAUAUAUUUGCAGCUUUUACCGAAAGCAUAUUGCUCUCCGUCUCUCAAAAUAUAUCCCAGUGUUGUAUUCAGAGACUCCAGAACGUUCAAGUUCCACACGUACUCCAUCUACUGGAGAGCAUGAAAUCUCAGCUGUGUUGUAAAGGAUGUCCAUGAAGAAUAACUAUUGCUAACUUUGGCUGAAUCCACACUUACCGGCACAGUGCUAAGCAGGCAGAGUGAGAGCGUCUUUCUGGUGUGUUUUAUGACGUCAUCACACCACGAGAGCGGCAUCAUGACGCGAUGAUGUCAUAAAAUGUGCCGGAAAGACGCUCUCACUCUGCCUGUUUAGCGCUGUGCCGGUAAGUGUGGAUUCAGCCUUUGGUGGGACAAAUGUUAAAGACCUUUUUGCAUAUGGGGCUCUAGAGUCAAGUUAUUCAUCUCUUCCACUUCCAAUAAAACAUAUUUUCUGGCUGGGUUAAAGACUAGAUGUGGUCCAUUUUCCACAAAGGGCUUAUUUUGUUGGUCCUGGUCCUAAACAGCUUUGAUGCAUCUCCCUGAGUUCUUCACGCAUGGCCAAAAUAUCUCUGUUUGGUCUUCAAAUUGCUUCCCAAGGUUGCAUCUGCUGCAGAAAUAAUCUUUCCCUGCUUUCUUUGGUGGCUUUUCUCCCUGUGCACAUACCCCAGGGGUUUUUUUUAUAGCAAAGUUAAAAGGGUGUAAGCCCUGGCCCUGCUCUUCACUCUCCCCUUUAUCCACCUACAUCCUUAUUGGUGGAGCAGCAAUGUGUAAUAACACCAUCCCCCCCUUUCUUCCCCCGCCACUCUCAGCCCUCAUCCUUUAAAAAAAGUUGUCAUUCUUUUUUAUGUGUUUUGUGUGCAUGCUUACCCUGGCAGUAUGAAGUAUGCUGGGAGAAAAAAUUCUACAAUGGCUAACAGAAAAACUCUGAAGAGAGCCCUGAAUCCCAUUUAAUAUUUUAAAGGUUCCCUCCUGACCACCUCAGCCAAUCAACACACAGAAAUGUUGUUAUUGUUUGUUAGGUGUUGUGUGCGCACCCUAACCUCUGCAUUAUGAAGUAAAUCGUCUUCUCACCAACACAAACUAUUUAGGAUGACAUUUUGUGCCGGAGUCUCUGAGUUUCCUGUAUUUUUUAAUCCAGUUUUUUCCCAAUUUUUAUUUUUUUAAAAAAGUUGCAACAUUGCGACAUUGUUUAAUUUUUUUAAAAAUCCCACUUAAUAUUUUAAAGUUUCCCUCCAGAACGCCUCAGCCAAUCAGCACACGGACAAUUUGUUAAAUUUGGAGCUAAAAUAACAUCAUCCAAUCCCUGACAGACAAGUACAGUAUCAGGUAGAGGUUAACCACAAACUCCUCUAGCAUCUGAACAUUACAACAUUGUAACGGAUGCACAAAUGAACAACAACAACAACAAAAACCCCACACUGAUGAAAUUGCUGACUCUGUCUUCCCUAGAAAGUCCAUAAGAGAAAUGGGGGCAUUUUUCUAAGCGCAGAACUAAAAACCAGACACCACUUCAGUUCAACUCCCUCAAGUGCAGAAGCUCAAAGCAGGUUUGAUCCUCACGGGUUAAAUACUGAAAGUGGGCAUUCCUGAGAAGUCCAUGGUUUGGAUGGAUCUUUGUUUGGCUGUGUCAUUAAGUAAGUUCUACAUUCAGCGAAACUGGAGGACUCAAGCAAUCCAAGCUGUUAAUGAGGGAAGAAAGAUAAAGCCCCAUGGAAAUUCCUUCCAGUACUGUCUAUAACAAUCCAAUGCAUCUUUCUAAGGAUACUCUAUUGGAUGUCAACUAGAAGAGGAGAAUCCAAAAUGUAUUUUUUUGAUUCUAUAUAGUCCCUACUUGUUUUCUCUCAGAAUUUUUAUGCUGAUGUUUCAUUUGUGACUUUCUGGAUCAUAUGCUAGACACAACAAGCCACAGUGGAAGCAUCAACAAAACCACAAAAAAUACUUUAUAAAUGUAUCCAGUUCUUUCUUGAAACUUGUGAGAAUCUUUGCUUGUGAUUUUCUUUUGUCAGGAGAGGAUAUUUAGAAUGCUAUGUUGUUAUGUAUGGGUAACCUUUUAAUGGUUUCUGAGGAAACAGUAUGUUUUGUAUGCUACCUUGGGUUUCCCUGAGCAAAGAAAUAUUUGAAUAAAUGAAUAAAUAAAUAAAUAAAAAGUGCACAGACAACUUGAUUUAUAAGAAAGGAUCAUUUCGUUUGAGAGCACUUCUUUUA
Molecule: messenger RNA, 3589 nt
Organism: Eublepharis macularius
Lineage: Eukaryota; Metazoa; Chordata; Lepidosauria; Squamata; Eublepharidae
Product: C-C chemokine receptor type 5-like
Exons: 3
Coding region: 454-1530 (358 amino acids)
Biological process (GO): immune response; inflammatory response; chemotaxis
Cellular component (GO): membrane; cytoplasm
Molecular function (GO): C-C chemokine receptor activity
Source: RefSeq, a predicted model, not a curated record